GUGUGAGCUGAGGAAGGACAGACUGAUCAAAACAUCACUUUGUUUAUUAGCCUUAAAUUGCUUGAUAAACUGCAAGUUCAACUUAGAGAUAUAACGGAUCUUAACUGUUUUCAAAAAGGUAAGACAACAUUCCUGAUACAUUUUUUUCUGCAUUCAUCCCAGAUGAUCCUAAAUCUAUACAAAAAUAUGAUUUUUCUCUAUGUUUGAAUAUUGUCUGAUCCUUAUUUUGUAUCGUCUGAGAUGUUUCCAUGACGACCAGAUCAUGCCCAGCUGCAAGGGAUCAAAGCACGAACCAAGUGGUCAAUGUGAUUUUUCAAAGUUUUUUUGGUUUAAUAAUGUGAUCAGGAGGAAGCACAUGUGGAGGCGGUAAAUAGCAGCAAUGCAGGAAACAUUAUGGAGGAGGAAAAUGCAGGGCAGUGGUCGACGGCUGAAGUUACAAUGGUGAUGUUUGGCGAACUUCACAUAUAUAGCAGAGCUAGCAUCAAGUAUAUUUCGCGUUCAUCCUUCUUGGCUAGUGUGUGGUGCAAGAACCCCCCUUUAAGCAUGUGCGAUGUUUCAGAUGGUAUAGCAAGUGUAAACACGUGAAUCGGACAUGGGGCACAACUGAAAGAAUGUGUAAAUGGACAGUCAAAAAAACAAAAAAAACAAAUCAGAAUUGGGUAUCAAGCCCUGCAGUGUACAUGAGACCAUACAGCAAAUGGCACAUGGCAACCGGGAACUCGCUGCUCAGGGAUUUUGGGCCCAUGUAGUAAUGCACCCUGGUUGCCCUGGAGAGCUGUGUUUUAAAACAAAGGAACCAAAUAUGCUUUGAUUUCUAGUAAAAUUACACAGUAUUUUGAUACUGAAUACAUUGACACAUUUUUUAACUGUGUGUCAGUAGGUGCAUUUACAUAGAGUAUUGUAAUCCGAUUGCAAUUGUUUAAAAUCUCAUAAUGCCUCUGAUUGAAAUCUGAUUGAAAAUGCUCAAUGUAAUCCUCAAUUGGAAUAACUCAAUGAUAAAGUUCUGAUCACACGCACCUGACACUCAUCAUCAUCCAAUCAGCAGCACUAUAAAAGACACUCACAGUCGUUCAGUCAUUGUCUGGUCUUGUUAAUGCAUACUAACCUGUAUGCUUACCUUUCAGACUACUUACCUGUCUCCAGUGUGUCUCCUAGAUCCGUGUUCUCCAGUCCUCCGUCAGUUCUUCUAUAUUCUGCAUCAGGAAUCCCAUCCUACAAAAAUAUGGCAAGUGUACAACACAAAUUAAGUAAAUUUGAUGAAAUAAUCAAGAAAAACAUCUUAAUUGAAGAUGGAAAUCCUGCUCGAUACCGUCUGCAAACAAGUACAGACAAUAUGGAUCAGUCUGAACUAUAUAGAACAAUGACAUUUGGAGAGAGAAGCAAAAACAAACCCCAUAAAACCAUCCUGAUGGUGGGAGAAACAGGAACAGGAAAAACAACCCUGAUCAAUGUGAUGAUCAACUACAUGUUGGGUGUUCAGAGAGAAGACAAGGUUUGGUUUGAGAUCACAGAUGAUCAGAGUGACCGAUCAUCAGCUGACAGUCAGACCUCCAUCAUCACUGUUUAUGGGUUUUAUCUACAAGAGAGUCCAAUCCAUUUAACAAUCAUCGACACUCCAGGAUAUGGAGACACACGAGGAAUUGAUCUUGAUAAACAGAUUGCUGUGAGUUUGCUUAGUUUAAGUAAAUCUAAAGAAGGGAUUCAUGAAGUAGAUGCAGUGUGUCUGGUGAUUAAUGCAACCCAGAAUCGACUCUCUGACAGACUCAUAUACAUAUUUGAUGCUGUUCAGUCUUUAUUUGGAAGAGAUAUUGCUGAAAACAUUGUCCUGCUCUUCACAUACUCAACUGGAGCUCCACCUAAAAAUGCCCUGACGGCUGUUAAAGAGGCUAAAAUCAAGUGUGCAAUGAAUGACAAGAAGAAGCCUGUGUAUUUCCUGUUUGACAACUGUCAGUCAGAAGCUGAUGAUGAAGAUGAUGAUGAAGACGAGGAAUACCAUGAACAGAGGCUGAAUCAGUCAUGGGAUCGUAGUUUUAGAGGAAUGAGGCAAUUGUUCAAGUUUCUUGACACAAUACAACCAAAAACCCUGAAGAUGACUGUAGAUGUGUUACAACAUCGAAGGCAGUUGGAGGCAAAUAUCUCCAAUCUACAAUCACGUGUUCACAUGAUGGAACUAAAGCAAAAUGAGCUGAAACAAACUCAAGAAGCUCUGGAGAAGAACAAGAAAGAUGUAGAAGAAAAUAAGAACUUUGAGUAUGAAGUUGAAGUGCCCUAUAAAGUAAGGGUUGAUAUUGAUUAUUCUCUAGCCAGUGUGGCGAUGUGCUGUACCUUCUGUGAGGAGAACUGUCAUUAUCCAGGAUGCUGGUGGAUCAGUGGUCUCUCAUGGUGUGAAGUGAUGAAAGAUGAUCACUGUACGGUGUGUACAAAUAAAUGCCACUAUAAAGAACAUGGCAAAGGAGCAAAAAUAUAUGAAACAAAGACCAAGACAGAGAAGAAAACAUUUGAAGAUUUAAAAAAACAUUAUGAAGCUAAAAUUGGAGAUGGUGUUUUUUUGGUCAAAAAAUUGGAAGAAGAGCUGCAAAAAUUAGAGAAAGAGAAAAUGAAGUUGGUGAAUGAAGCUUUUCACUGUGUGGAAACUCUGGAGAAGAUCGCACUCAACACUGAUUCUGUGCUCACUCUUCUGCACAUUGACUUUCUGAUUGAGAAGCUGAAGGAAAUAAAUGAGCCUGAAAAGGCUGAAACACUGGAAAACAUCAAGAAGAGAGCAGGAGAAAGAAAGCAAGGAGCAUUGGGAUGCAUUAAAAGAUUAUUUAACACCUCAACUGUCACAGUCUCGUUGGGAUGCUUGGCCACACAUAGUUUAACCCAGAUGAAAUGAACACUGUUCAUUGAUAAACAACCCUUGAUGAAAUGAACACCACUAUAUCCAACUGCAUUCAGCACUCAUUUAGUGAGGUCUGAUCACGC
Messenger RNA from Megalobrama amblycephala (Wuchang bream), 2964 nucleotides. RefSeq lists its product as uncharacterized. NCBI's taxonomy places the organism in Eukaryota, Metazoa, Chordata, Actinopteri, Cypriniformes, Xenocyprididae. The transcript is spliced from 5 exons. The coding region runs from base 1094 to 2875 and encodes 593 amino acids. The record is from RefSeq and is a predicted model, not a curated record. Gene Ontology annotation, molecular function: GTP binding.